GAAGCCCUGAGGAGACAGUAGAUUGCCGGAUAAAUCACAUCAAUUUCUCAAUGGAUUUUAUAUUGUUUAUCUUUUUGUCUGGGGUUUUUCUCCCAGACAUUAGCGAUCUACAGUUUCAUGUAGAACAGGAAUCUAACGUGAUGCCUUCAGAUGAAGAACAGUACUAUUCAGAUGAUGAAAAUCUGGCCAAUAAUAAUGCUCCUGUUCGUGAAGAUGAAAAAAAUAUGGAUGCUAAUCCUGUUUUACAUAAAUCAGAAGAAAAUGCAGAUAAUACUCCUGCUAAUGAGAAAACUGGCAAUUAUUACAAAGAUAUAAAACAAUAUGUGUUUACCACACAAAAUACGAAUGGCACGGAGUCUGAAAUAUCUGUGAGUGCCACAACUGACCUGAAGUUUGCUCUGAAGAACUAUAAACUCAUCAAUGCAACUACAGCUGAAAAAUCUAUCAAUGAAGAUGAAGACAAAUCUAAUGAACCCUCUCGUAAAAAUAUACAAACAUCAACCCCCAAUGUGCCUGCAUUUUGGACAAUGUUAGCUAAAGCUAUAAAUGGGACAUCAGUGAGCAUGGAUGAUAAAGAUCUAUUCUUCCAACCAAUUCCAGGCUCUGAUUUGAACACUACCAAUGAAGACAAACUGUCAGAGCUAGAGGAAAUCAAGCUCAAAUUAAUGCUGGGAAUCUCACUGAUGACCCUUAUCCUCUUAAUUCCCCUCUUGAUAUUUUGUUUUGCUACACUGUACAAACUGAGACACCUAAGUGACAAAAGUUAUGUCAGUCAAUACACUGUCAACCCAGAGCUGGCAACUCUGUCUUAUUUCCACCCAUCAGAAGGUGUAUCUGAUACAUCUUUUUCGAAAAGUGCAGAGAGCAGCUCAUAUUGGGGCAACACUUCUUCAGAGUUGAGGCGACCCAGCACCCAAAAGUCAAAAUCUAAAUCUACGGAUUAUCCUGGAAGCUCCCAUCAAACAGUCUUAACCGAGGAGCCAGCAACUUUCUUAACUCCUACCAAGCAUUCAUCCUUCCUUCCUCCCGAGGAGGAAACAACCUUCCUUUCUCCCGAUGAAACAGCAGCCUUUCUCUCUCCUGAGCAGUUGGAUGAGCAACUGGACAAUGAGGAUAUCCCUAUUGAGGAAAUGAAUGAGGUGCCCAUGGUUGAUGAGGAAUUCGCUGAGACACCUAUUAAUGAGGAAGAAAUACUCACUGAGUAA
This is a messenger RNA of Phodopus roborovskii (desert hamster), 1205 nucleotides long. RefSeq names its product equatorin (gene Eqtn). Gene Ontology annotation, biological process: endocytosis; acrosomal vesicle exocytosis; fusion of sperm to egg plasma membrane involved in single fertilization. Lineage: Eukaryota; Metazoa; Chordata; Mammalia; Rodentia; Cricetidae. The record is from RefSeq and is a predicted model, not a curated record. Bases 51 to 1205 code for a protein of 384 amino acids. Gene Ontology annotation, cellular component: plasma membrane. The transcript is spliced from 8 exons.